Messenger RNA from Haplochromis burtoni (Burton's mouthbrooder), 1740 nucleotides. RefSeq lists its product as uncharacterized. Bases 78 to 1574 code for a protein of 498 amino acids. The transcript has 7 exons. The record is from RefSeq and is a predicted model, not a curated record. NCBI's taxonomy places the organism in Eukaryota, Metazoa, Chordata, Actinopteri, Cichliformes, Cichlidae.
UGCACCUACUACAGCAUCUAAGAGAAGAUUAGUUUAUCUUCACUAACAAAGUAAAGAAGCAAACGCACAGAACCAGGAUGGAUCCAGCUCAGUUGUUUCCAUUCUCCCUGCAACAUCCCAACCCCCACCAACACCUUCAGCAGCAACACUGGCAGCACCUUCAGCAACAGCAGCUCUGUCCUGUGAGCUCAGCUGCAAGGGUAAUUCCAUUUGUCCCCCAAACAAGAGCUGCAGAAAGGCAAAGAAAUAGAGUAGACUGGCAUCCAGGAAAGGAGCAGCAUGCUGUGCAGCAUCUCCCAGCCCAGGUGGACUCCUUCCAAAUCCUCCUGCCAGCUGUCUACCCGCCUCCGCUCCACCUCCAGCCUUUAUCGCCUGGUGAGCCCCUGUAUAGGCCCUACUCUCCUCAACAGUCCUACUGGCUGCCCAUGCCCAGCUACAGUUACAAGGCCGAGCCCUACAUACAGCUGCCCUUCAGCUCCAGGCCCGGGCACCUCCCACCAAUUCUGUGUCCGCAGAUCGUGCUGCUCCCUCAGACUCACUGUGCAAACCAGGUCUACAUAAGUUCGCCCGCAGAGGUGACAACAGCAUCAAGACAGAGGACAGAGGUGGAUGAAGGGUCAGGAGGUCAGGGGUCAAAGAGCUGUGCAAAAGAGGACCAGAAGAACAAUCCAUACAAAGGCAACCCAGGCAAUGAAAGCAACACAGUCAAUGAAAGCAAGACUCCCAAAGAAAACAUCCCAGCCAGUCUUACAGAGGACUGUUGUUUUCCCGGACCUACAGCCUCUUUAGAUGAGGAAGCAGUGAACAAACAUUCCAUUGACGAAUGUUUUAGUCUCCUAGGGCCCUUCUUUGACCAGCUGCUUCCCACUCAGGCUGAAGACCCCAGGGAGGAGGAGCAUGGAGAGGCUGGGUACCUGAACAUGGAAAACAGUUCCUUCCUGGAGUAUAUGGAUGAGCUGUGCAGAGACGAGGAGUUUGUCAGUAAGGUGGAGUCCACGGUGAAUAUCGAAGCCCUCAUGCCUCUCCUCUCUGCCAGCCAGGACCUUUUUGAAGAACAAGAGCAAGAGAUGAUCCUGCAGGAGGAGCUGCCUCCAUGUCCUGCAAACAGCGAUCAUUUCUACGGAGAAACACCUUCGGUAUCUUCACAGUCACUCUCUUUGGAUGCUCCAGGCUCCCUCUUUGCAAGUAGCCCCAAUAGAAACGGACAAAAUUCAUCCCAGAAUGAAGUUGGGAUCAGCUGCUCCCGCCUCCUGCUUUCAAACCUUUUAGAAGAACCGCCUUCACCCAAAACUCUCGAACAGGAGGUUCAGGCGAGCGAGGAGAACCAGACCAAACCCAAGACCAACAUUCUCGAAGCGCUUGCUGCGGUCCUUAAAAGAACACGUGGAACAGAGAAAGACAAGGAGAAGAAAAAACUGCAGAAAAAACAAAGAACCCAGUCAUUUAAGAGAAAGCGGAGCCGGGAAACAAAACUAAUGAGCACUGCAGAGCAGUUUCUGGAGCCGACAAAGAAGAAACAGCUCAAGAGUCCCAAUGUUGAAGGGAUUUUUCGCAACACAAUGCCCCAAGUUUAAAAAUCAUCCGCGUCAAACAACCAAGCCGGCGGGAAGAGGGGACGCUCGGGAGAAAACGCAGGGACGGCAAUGGAGCAACUGGAGUAGAGUCCCACACAAAAAGCAGGAAAGCCAAAAGAAGCUAGGAGCAACAGUUUGAAAGAAAAAUAAAUGAGUAAGAGAAAAA